CCAUGUUACGUUGAUUACGCAGUUAUCCUCAUAAUGGCGACCGUGCUGGAGAAGCGCCUAUGCUUGUGAAAAUGAAGCGAAUAAGUUAUUUAUUUUAAUAUAACGCCGGGGUUACCCAUAGGAGGACGUUGCAUCGAAGACAGCGGCUUUCCCAGUGUUUGAAUUACAGUUUUGGUCCAUUGGUAGCCCGAAAUGAUGAAGUUAAAGUCAAAUCAAACCCGGACAUACGAUGGGGAUGGCUACAAAAAGCGGGCCGCCUGUCUGUGCUUUAGGAGUGAAAGUGAAGAGGAGGUACUGUUGGUGAGUAGUAGUCGGCAUCCAGACAAGUGGAUCGUCCCUGGUGGAGGGAUGGAGCCAGAAGAGGAGCCCAAUGUAGCUGCAGCACGAGAAGUCUGUGAAGAGGCAGGUGUGAAGGGGACUUUAGGUCGCCUAGUUGGAAUUUUUGAGAACCGAGAGAGGAAGCACAGAACCUACGUCUAUAUUCUUAUCGUAACGGAGGUCCUGCAAGAUUGGGAGGACUCUGUCAACAUUGGGAGAAAAAGGGAUUGGUUUAAAAUAGACGAUGCCAUACAAGUGUUGCAGUGUCACAAGCCUGUGCAGGCCACCUACUUCGAGCCUCUCAAGGAAGGUUGCAUGACCAGCAACGGGACGCCCCUGGUGGCCACGAUAGGCGGAGAACUCUCGCCCACCUACAACAUCAACCAGAGCUCUGUGUCGGGUAUCAGAUAACUAAAACACAACGCUGACACAAUCCCCAGGAGCUCUCGUCACCACUCUCUCUCUUCUAUUAUUUUUUUUAUCUCAAAUACCAACAUGGGUUGCCUUGCCAACUCUUUUGUGCCAGAGUUGUGGCGCAGACUUGACAGGUGUUGGCUGAAGAUUCUGAAACACUUUGUAAAUGUAAUUUUUGACCCUUUUUUGUUGUUAUUAUUGUAUUGAAAAUUGCAUGAAGCAUCCCUCACUCCCACAUUCUACUACCUUAACGCGCCCUUAGCGUGGUGUUUAUUGAAUGCAAGAACUACUUUUUACUGUUGUGGUGUAAAAGUGUAUACUUAGUGCUUAAGCUCAAGGCUUUCAAUGGUAUUUUAUGUAUUUUGGUUAUUUUCUGUGAAUGAAUGUGGCGAAGAGUGUUUUCCCUCUUAAGUAUAGGAAAUUCGAGCCCGACCGUUUUGUUUUUUUGGGGUCCGAUUCAAAUCACUUUUGGGGGGGGGGCAAAAUGUGCUGAUAUACAGUUUUACAGCCGGGAAGUGAGUCUCGUUUUUUCACACUGAAUUCUCAUAAAUUACCAUCCCAAGAGAGCAGUUGUCCAAUAACUAUGCUUCAAAUGUUUUCAUACAUUGUGAUAAUGACCCAACAUGACAUUGGCGGCAAGUGUUCAGAUCAGAAUGACAUUCCCAUUUUUCAUCUUAUUUAUUGAAUAUCGGUGGAACUUCUUAUUGUGGUAAAAGGCCAAUAUCUGCCGACAAUAUCGGUGAACCGAUAUAUCGGUCGGGCUCAAUAGAAAAAUGUUCUCUGUCAUCUGAAUGGACAGAUUGUGGGAUGUUACUUGUUUUGCAUGAGCACUGGUAUGUUUUGUCUUACACAUUGGGGUGACCUGACACUGAUUGUGCAGCAGGGUAGUCUUCUGUGGUAACCGAGGUCUUUGAAUUAUCUUCAUUUAGCUAGAUUGUGGUUAUUGGUGUUAAUAUUUUGCAGGUUUCAUCAGACUAGGCCCUUUUCCACAUGGAUUUAUGACCCGAUUGUCAAGUGUACAUUUUCCCUUAGUCUGGAAGCUAGCCAGCCAUUUCAAUAUUACAUUUUGGGCAAAAAAUAUAUACUAUAGAAAGGUCUACUCAACUAAAGAUGUAGAACAAAGUAUCCUAUAGAGAAUGUAUUUCUUCAGUGUCUAUAUCUAUUUUAAUGUUCCCCUAGUCUGUUGAUAGUGGUUCACUAGACACUGAAACAGUUGGCAGAUCCCCUACCGACCGAAAUGUAUCCGUUUUUAUCAUUUGGAAUUGCAUGUGAACGACUGUAGUCUUCAUUUAUUUUCCAGAGGGUGAAAGGACUACUGACUGCAGUGCCAUCCAUGGACUGACUUACCUUCACCCAACACAACUCUUAAUCACAUUUUCAGAUUCUCCCGACUCACCUCAGUUUAUAGCAGAUGUUUACAUUGUUCAUAGCAUUUAUUUAUCACACCAGACAGCUAGAUGGGUAUUUUAGAUUACUUUUCAGUAAGGUAUUUUUUAGUAUAGAAUCUGCAUCCCCGAACAAACACAUACCUACCUACUUGACAUUCAAAGUCAUGGAAUCUAAAAUGCUGUCUUGGCAAGAUGCAGAACAAACGAGCCUUGUACAGUUGGAUACCUUGUUUUUAACAUGUAAAAAUGCUUUUGGAAAAGUUUUUUGCUCUCUUUAAAAUGUCUGGCAAAAGUCUCUCAAGCCAACCUGCAAUACUUGCCUUGGAUGUGGCAUGGAGCAGCUGGCUUAAUACUGUGAAACUGGAGGCGCUGUAGAUAGCAUGUAAGCUGUUGUAUUGUUUAUUUCUGUAUAGAACAAAGGUGAGUGUACAAAUGACAAAAAACAGUUUCUCUGAUGCAUUUGUGAGUGCUAUAUGUUGCUCAAAACAUGGCUGUAGAGUUGACUUGAUCCCCAAACAGGCGGUGAUGUUGGUUUUGGAGGUUUUGUUGACGAGUUGCUUUGAUACACAAGGGCUGGGGUUGAAAAUAACACAAAUGAUAUAAGCAGCUGAGAUGCCGCCUCAGAUGUUCUAUGAAGACCAUGUGCAACUGAGACCGAGGUAAUAAAGUGAAGUUAAUCACAGUUGAACGGUUAACAUACAAAGGACUCAAUCACAUCCGCUUUAGCCGACAUCUUCAUAGCGGUUCUUUUGGUGGUGUGGAACUGCAUUAGAGCUGUCAAAUCCACUGGCAGCUCCUGGCAUUUUACCUAAAGCGGACACUGCCAUUGGCUGCAGAGUCACAUUAAGAGAAACCCCAUGUAGCCUUGUUUACAAGUUGGAACACUGGAAUGUGAGAAUUUACACCUCCAUUAGGCUGAUAGAAAUCCUUAUUUUGUUUUCUGAUUUUCAAUUUGAGCAUUAUUUCUAAAUAGUGUAGGUUCUUGUUCUAAGCUUCUAACGGAAGUUGGACGGGUGUGGCAUUGUGACUGAUUUGACGGCUCCAACGCAGUUGCACCUAUGCAGGUGUCGGCUAUUGCCGGGUAACUCUUAAUCUAAUUGAAUUUAGGCCAAAAUGUAGAUUCUCCGCUGAGCACUGUUCCAAACCACUAGUCUACCAUACAGCACUGCGCGGUUACGACAUUAUCCUAGUCUCUGACAACCAACGCUUACAUGCCACUACAUCUCCCCCGUCAUCUCUUUUGCCCCAUAAUUGUUUCAGUAGCUCAUCAUUCGCACUCCAAACGGAGCGUUAUCUAUAUUCUCCCCAAUUGCCAAUGGAUGUAAAAUGUCUUUAGGGGUGUAACUAAAUUGAGUGGAUGACAUAUCAAUAGGAAUGCUACAGGAAUCCCUCUCACAAAGGCCUGGGACUUUGAACCCAUAUGUAUUGCUUUUUAAACGAGCUGCAUCGAACUAUGUGGGGGGGAGAAAAUCUUAGAACUGUCUAGUGAAGACCGGAUCCUUUCCAAUAUCACCUGUCAAACACACAGAGCAGAAUACAUUUAGGCCUGUAUUUCAAUUAUGUGGUCAGCCUCAAAGUCCAUUUUCUUUCAAUGAUCUAACAAUUAGCUUAGAGCUGGAAAAUGUGACUGAAAGGGGUUCUACUAAAAAUCGGUACGAGGGCAGGCAAGCGCUGUAAAAAAUAAUGGAUAUUCGUGUAACAGCCAAUGAAUGACUACUUGUUCUUUAACCGUUGUCAAUUUUAAUGUGUUCCGGACAAGAUGUGUUGUAGAUGCAUACUAGUUAAAGCAGGACGUCUUAUAGCUAGAGGCUCUCCGACACACUUUAGUCAAGUGUGUUUUUCCCUUUCCAUAUCACAAUUAACUUAUUUUAAUGCAAUGAAUGGUCAAUGAAAGUCGAAGUGGACAGGGAUUUAUACAUGCAUUUCUCUUCCUAAGGGAUGACAUUACACGGCACUGCUGUCAAAGCAUGAAAAGCACAGUGGAAGCCUGGAGGAUGAAUGAAAGGCUCAAAAGCAACCUCUGCCCCAAUAGGCCAUGGUCCUUCACACGAUAUUGGAAAUCACAUGACCACUGGGAAACGAUUAACACCAGCUAGUGGCCAGGCAGUAUUCUGCAACAACCCACGUGAAAAUGUUUUGCCUCAAUGUUCAGUUGAGAAUUAUGCAGUGUUCAUGACAUAGCAUUUCAUUGGGAUAGUGGUUAACAGCUUGAUCCUUUUUCAAUUGGACCGUCCAGCAAUUUGGGUGAUACUCCCGCUAUGUACAAAUUGAUUAGGCAAAAAUUGUAAUCCAAUGUGAUUCAGUGUAAAAAGCUAUUUGGACUGCCUAAUAUGUUUCCAUUUCCCUCAACAUGACCUCAGCCGUUUAGUUUCCCUACAUAUUUGUAGUAAUGGUGUACUUCUCUGCAAUUUGAUUUCUCGUCAUUUGGGACUGUGGAAUAAAUCAGUGGACUGAAGAUUGUAAUAUAAAAAUGUGCCAACAAAUAAAAACACCAGUAUUUCA
Messenger RNA from Oncorhynchus masou masou (cherry salmon), 4622 nucleotides. RefSeq names its product diphosphoinositol polyphosphate phosphohydrolase 1-like. Gene Ontology annotation, biological process: adenosine 5'-(hexahydrogen pentaphosphate) catabolic process; diadenosine hexaphosphate catabolic process; diadenosine pentaphosphate catabolic process. Gene Ontology annotation, molecular function: diphosphoinositol-polyphosphate diphosphatase activity; bis(5'-adenosyl)-pentaphosphatase activity; bis(5'-adenosyl)-hexaphosphatase activity. Lineage: Eukaryota; Metazoa; Chordata; Actinopteri; Salmoniformes; Salmonidae. Gene Ontology annotation, cellular component: cytoplasm; nucleus. The record is from RefSeq and is a predicted model, not a curated record. The coding region runs from base 193 to 729 and encodes 178 amino acids. The transcript has 5 exons.